GAGGAGUUUUGUGCCUCUGCUGACCUUUUGCCCUUCGUUACAGGCUAUGCUAACGAAGUCGGGGAGUCCUUCAGGGCGAUUGUGCCCGUCUCGUUGGUCUGGGCCAGCUAUGGCGUGGCAACGGUGUACGUGACCGCCGAUGCUGUGGACAAAGGGAAGAAAGCAGCCACGGCCACGCCAAAGGAAGAUGGACGGACCACGCGAGCCGCCGUGGCUGUCGUGGACACCUUUGUCUGGCAGGCCCUGGCGUCCGUCAUCAUUCCGGGGUUCACCAUCAACCGCAUCUGUGCAGCCUCCCUCUACCUCAUGGGCCGCAUGACCCGCUGGCCCCUGUCGGUCAGGAAGUGGACGACCACGGCCGUCGGCCUCUCGGCGAUCCCUUUCAUCAUCAAACCCAUUGACAG
Molecule: messenger RNA, 404 nt
Organism: Pogona vitticeps (central bearded dragon)
Lineage: Eukaryota; Metazoa; Chordata; Lepidosauria; Squamata; Agamidae
Source: RefSeq, a predicted model, not a curated record